GGAGCAUCUGGUUCCAGAAGAACACUGUCAGAUUCGCACAACUAGUCACAAUGGUGGUACGAGGAAUAAAGGCUGUAGCUCAGGCCAGGAAUGGCGUCGGGGCAUUCAUCCUACAAUGCAAGCGAUUGGACUUUACUUAUUGCGACUGGGCAGGCAGCUCCAAAGGCAUGCUCUCCUUCCUGAAAGAAGAACUCCCAGCCUUUGCCCGCGCAAACCCCCAGAUCGAAAUCCGCGUAUCCCCGCGACCAACCAAACAUCCAGUCGUCAGAGGACACUACAUAAACGGCCGUGAAAAGGCAAUAUGCGUUCGCAAUUUCAAACCGGACGAAAUCAUGGAAAAGGUCAAUCUGCUCAAACAGGCUAGUGGUGAAAAGUUGAAGAGGCAGAAGAAACCCGUGACAAGUCUCAAUGAGAGUGUUAGAGGUAUUUGGUCACCGUAUCACGGUGAUCUCAAGAUGGUUUGAGGUUUCUUAUCUUGAUAUAUAACAGCGCAGAUUCGGAGUUACUAUCGUCUUUACUGGGAUUUGGAUUAUUAUUUUCCGUGUAUCAUAUUUUGCAUGUCCGCCAUACUAUACCGGUCACUAUACUCAGUAUGAAGGAGUUCAACUAUUAUGAAUAAAUCGUGCAUUCGACAUCUCAUGCUAUG
Molecule: messenger RNA, 646 nt
Organism: Talaromyces stipitatus ATCC 10500
Lineage: Eukaryota; Fungi; Ascomycota; Eurotiomycetes; Eurotiales; Trichocomaceae
Product: mitochondrial 54S ribosomal protein MRPL51
Exons: 3
Coding region: 51-464 (137 amino acids)
Biological process (GO): mitochondrial translation
Cellular component (GO): mitochondrial large ribosomal subunit
Molecular function (GO): structural constituent of ribosome
Source: RefSeq, a predicted model, not a curated record